CCUGUUCCUUCUACAUCGAGGACGGGCUUUGCAGAAUUUUCCGUUAGGGAGCGAAUGAGAGAGAAACUAAAAGCAGCAAAGUCAAAAGCAGAGAUUACAUUAUUGCAGGAAGACCCCAGUCCACGACCAAGGCGAUUAAAAAGCAUCAGAGAAAGGAAAACAGAAGUCAGACUGGAUAAAGUGUCUGAUAAUGAUAAAUUUGGGGAGAUGCAAGAGGACAAAUCCCACUCACCAUCAAAAAUAAAGUUUUGUGAUUCUGUCAAAAAGCUUCAGCAAAAGUCAACAUUCCAGAAUGAUUUUCCUUCCGCUGAGGAAGCGUAUAACUUCUUUACUUUCAAUUUUGAUCCUGAACCAGAGAGUAGAAAGGCUGGAGCCAGGAAAAGGAAUGAAUUAAAUGAAGAAGAGGAGGCAGAAGAAGAAUGUGUAGAAACCCACGAGGAUGAACAAGAGGAGGAUGAAACGGAUGAAGACGUACGCCUAGUUAAAGAUGAUUUAUUCAUUAUAGGGCAAACAGAUGAAGAUUUUCUAGUAAUGAAACCUCCUGAUUGUGAAAGCUACUCUGAGCAAGUGAAAAAGGAAAAAGAAUUUCUCUUCACUCCCAGCAUGCUAGCAGUGCCCACUUCUAAGAAGAUGCCUGAAAACAUGCAGCCUAGGUACCUGGAGGAUGAGGGUCUUUACACAGGAGAAAGACCCUUUGUAUCACAGUCUAAUCAAAAUAUUUUAGAGAACAGAAUACUCAGACAGGAGCAAGGGAAAGAAUGGUUUGGUGACGAUGGUAAAAUCUUAGCAUUACCUAAUCCAAUUAAACAGUCUUCUACUAGGCCUCCAGUAUUCUCAUUGGAAGAAGGCAUUGCACCAGAACUUGAAACGGUGUAUAGAAAGGCAAUAAAAAUGACAGCUGCCAAUCAGUAUCUUGUUGGACCUGGAGAUUUUCAGGGGCCAUUUCAAUUGGAUAUUGAUAUUUCUGGACUGAUAUUCACCCAUCAUCCCUGUUUUAGCCGUGAGCAUGUGCUAGUGGCUAAAUUGGCUCAGUUAUAUGAUCAGUAUUUAGCACGGAAACAGAAGAAUCUUAGCGAACUUCUCACAGACAAGCUGCACGCUUUGAGGAAUGCUGUGCAACGUGGUAUAGAUGGUGGUGAUGCUGGUGUUCCUAGCCCUGUGGCACAACAGAGCAUACUUGAUUACAAAGUUGAGAUCAGGCAAACCAGAAGACUUCGUGAUGCUGAACAAGAAAAAGACAGAAUGUUGCUUAAGACCAUUAUAAAAGUUUGGAAACAAAUUAAAUCCCUCCGUGACUUUCAGAAGUUUACUAACACACCCAUGAAACUUUAUCUGAGGAAGGAAGAGGUUGAUCAGAGACUAGAUGAGAAGGCAUAUGAAGCAGAAAUUCAGGCUGAGAUAAAUGAAUUACUAGAAGAAUGUAUGGAAGACUAUGAAAAGAAAAUGGAGGAGUAUAAAACUGAGCUACAAGAGUGGAAAUCCUGGAAGAAGACACAGAAGUCCAAGAAGAAAAAGAAGAAAAAAGACGUUCAUGAAGAUGAAGAAUCAGUAGAAGAUUAUGAUCUUGGCCAGGAACGUGUAAAACCCAUCCCACCUAAAAUGGCCAAUAGCCUGGAAAUAGAGCAGCAAGUUAGAGAAAAAGCUGACAACUGCAGACGGAAACCUGGAGAGCCUGCUCUGAUUCCUGAGCUGGUCCUGUCAGGAAGCAUAACUCCAACUGAGCUGUGUCCUCGAGCAGAAGUUUUGCGACGAGAAGAUGUAAAGAAACGCUCAGCAUUUAUAAAGGUCCUUUUCAACUCCAAAGAAGUAUCAAGGACUGUUACCCGACCAAUAAGUUCUGAUUUCAGAGUUCACUUUGGACAGAUUUUCAAUUUACAAAUAUUCAAUUGGCCAGAGAGUUUGAAACUACAGAUAUAUGAAACAACGGGUAUGAGCAGUACCACCCUGUUGGCUGAAGUGUUCAUACCCGUUCCUGAGACUACAGUUCUGACAGGUAGUGCUCCUAUGGAAGAAAUAGAGUUCAGCAGCAAUCAGCGUGUGACGUUGGACCAUGAAGGAGUUGGGAGUGGUGUGUCGUUUUCAUUUGAAGCUGAUGGUAGCAACAGAAUGACUUUAAUGACCUCUGGGAAAGUAUCCAAUAGUGUCUCUUGGGCAGUUGGAGAAAAAGGAAUCCCCUUAAUUCCUCCAGUAUCUCAGCAAAACAUAGUCAUUCCAAGUGCUUUAAAAAAUAUUGAUGCUAUUGCAUCCAUUGGCACAUCAGGCUUAACUGACAUGAAGAAGCUAGCUAAGUGGGCAGCAGAAGCAAAACUUGAUCCAAAUGACCCGAACAAUGCAGCUCUGAUGCAGCUGAUCAUGGUUGCUACAAGUGGAGAGGCACGCAUUCCUGAUUUCUUCAGAUUGGAGCAGUUGCAGCAAGAAUUUAAUUUUGUUUCUGAUGAGGAAUUUAAUAGAUCAAAGAGAUUCCGACUCUUGCAGCUCAGGAGUGGGGAGGUGGCAGAGUUCCGAAACUAUAAGCAAGUCCCUUUACAUGAACGAGAAAUCAGUGAGAAAAUCUUCCAGGACUAUGAGAAAAGACUGCAAGAGAGGGAUGUGAUUGACAGCAAAAAUUACCUAGAUGCACACAGAGCAGUUGUUGCCAACUAUCUACAGAAGGUUCGAGAAUCAGUAAUAGACCGUUUCCUGGUAGCAAAACACCAUUUUGUUCUCUCUGACCUUGUCAAUGAAGAGGAGAUUCCCAGCUUGGGUAUUUUGGGACUGAGCCUCUUUAAACUGGCAGAGCCAAAACGACCAUUAAGACCAAGAAGAAAAGAAAGGAAGAAGGUCACAGCACAGAAUUUAUCUGAUGGAGACAUAAAACUGUUGGUGAACAUCAUUAGAGCUUAUGAUAUUCCAGUGAGAAAACCAGUGACGAG
Tauraco erythrolophus (red-crested turaco) is the source of this 2912-nucleotide messenger RNA. The record is from RefSeq and is a predicted model, not a curated record. Lineage: Eukaryota; Metazoa; Chordata; Aves; Musophagiformes; Musophagidae.